Messenger RNA from Cucurbita maxima (winter squash), 1239 nucleotides. Its product is annotated as metacaspase-1-like. The record is from RefSeq and is a predicted model, not a curated record. Lineage: Eukaryota; Viridiplantae; Streptophyta; Magnoliopsida; Cucurbitales; Cucurbitaceae. Gene Ontology annotation, biological process: proteolysis. Gene Ontology annotation, molecular function: cysteine-type endopeptidase activity. The transcript has 6 exons. The coding region runs from base 109 to 1218 and encodes 369 amino acids.
AGUCAAAGUCAACUCUCUCGCUUCCCCUUGUCUCGUCCGGAUCAAUCCGCCAUUUUUUCCCUCUCACUUCCGGCCAUUUUCAGCCUGAAGCCCCUUUCAACGGCCACGAUGAUCCUGAUCAACUGUUCCCACUGCCGGACACCGCUGCAGCUCCCUCCAGGCGCUACCUCUGUCCGAUGUGCCAUCUGCCGCGCAGUCACUGUCGUAGCCGACCCCCGAGGUUUUCCUCCGCCGCCGCCGCCGCAGCAGCUUUACUCUCCCGGCUACAGUAACCCCUUUCCGUCACCGACGCAGAGUUACUAUCCUGGCCAUCACUACCCCUCUCCGGAGCCGCCGAUGUACCCUGCCGGCCGCAGCCCCAAACGGGCGGUGAUUUGCGGGAUUUCAUACAAAAAUACCCCACACGAACUUCAGGGCUGUAUUAAUGAUGCUAAAUGUAUGAAGUAUUUGCUGAUCAACCGCUUUAAAUUCCCCGAUUCCUCCAUUCUCAUGCUCACUGAUGAAGAAACUGACAUUUAUAAGCGUCCAACAAAGCAAAACAUCAGAAUGGCACUGCAUUGGCUUGUGCAAGGCGUUCAAGCAGGGGACUCUUUGGUGUUCCAUUUCUCUGGCCAUGGUUUGCAGCAGAAGAACCUCACCGGUGACGAGAUCGAUGGCUUCGACGAAACGCUCUGCCCGUUGGAUUUUGAGACCGCGGGAAUGAUCGUCGAUGACGAGAUCAAUGCAACCAUAGUUAGGCCUCUCCCUUACGGUGCUAAGCUCCAUGCUAUCGUAGAUUCAUGCCAUAGUGGAACUAUGUUAGACUUGCCAUUCCUAUGUCGGAUGGGCAGGGAUGGAAGCUACAGAUGGGAGGAUCAUAGGCCUCCAUCAGGCGUAUACAAAGGAACAAAUGGGGGAGAAGUGAUAUCUUUCAGUGGUUGUGAUGAUAACCAAACUGCUGCAGACACACAAGCUAUGUCAAAGGUUACUACCACUGGGGCCAUGACUUUUUCUUUCAUCAAAGCCAUUGAGAGUGGACAAGCAACUACGUACGGUAAUAUGUUAAAUUCGAUGAGGUCCACCAUUCGAAACACCGACGUUAAUUCUGGAGGUGAUAUCGUUACAAGCCUUAUCACCAUGCUUUUAUCGGGCGGAAGUUUAUCAGGCAGACUCAAACAGGAGCCCCAAUUAACUGCCCAUUCAACCUUCGAUGUGUACAGCAAGCCAUUCUCGCUAUAAGUUAUUGUUCCAUAAAAAAAA